Messenger RNA from Drosophila mojavensis, 9058 nucleotides. It is a transcript of the gene bbg, whose product is annotated as platelet binding protein GspB. The record is from RefSeq and is a predicted model, not a curated record. Lineage: Eukaryota; Metazoa; Arthropoda; Insecta; Diptera; Drosophilidae. The transcript has 7 exons. Bases 211 to 8793 code for a protein of 2860 amino acids. Gene Ontology annotation, molecular function: protein binding.
CACAAAUUUCACUUCGAUCAACUAAACUCAACUUGGACAUCAACCGCACAACCCAAGAUCACAAAAGCUUAGCUCUGCCAACAACCAACCACGUAAUUCACCAACGCGCAUUUAGCGCAUGCCAGAACCAUCUAUCAGAAUAACACAUCUAGCGCAUGCAUAAAGCUAAAAGAUCAACAGCGCCGCAUGCCUAAAGCUUAGCAGUUCAGCAUGGCCUCCACAGCAACGACAAUGUCGCAAAGCAAAGACACAAACCCAACAGCAGCAGCGGACGAUGAUUACAUAACCGUUGUUGAAGUCGACGACCCCACAUCGUCCACCAAAGACACAAACCAUUUGAAGAAGCUAGUCAAACGGCAAAGUUCCGUCGCCGAAGACUCCUCAUUUAUUACCGUGCUGACGAUCAACGAACAGCAACAGCUGUUGCAGCAGCAACAGCAACAACAACAGCAGCAACUGCAGCAGCAGCACAUUCAAACAGAGACAGAUCAGGCGGAGCAUGUGACCGUCUAUCGUUUGCCAGGCGAACGCCUGGGCUUCGGCCUUAAAUUUCAAGGUGGCACCCGCAACACGGAACUGGUGCAGAAGCUGUUCAUACAAUCGUGCGCCGCCGACAGUCCCGCCUCCAAGGUGGCCACCAGUUGGGGCCAUUUGCGCGAGGGCGACGAAAUCCAAAGCAUUGAUGGCCAUCAGGUCUCGCAAAUGACGCGCAUCGAGUGCGUGCGCUGCCUCAAGGAUAGUGUGGCCAUACAUCUGGUGGUGCGCAACGGCCAUGGCCAGAAGCCGCCCAGCGAGGAUGAGCAUCAAUCGGAGGUGUCCAUUUCGCUCAAUGCCCAGCCACCGCCGCCGCCGCCAGUGCCGCCACGCAAGCUGGUGAAGCGACAGAACUCCAAGGAGGGGCCGGCCACAGUGCAGCUUGUGGUGGAGAAGCCGCUGACACCGCCGCCGGAUGCCGAGUACUAUAUCAAUCUCUUUGCCGAGUCCUUGAAAGCGGGCUCCGAGUCCGAUGACACUGCGAGCACCAUAUCCACCGUUAUCGAUAAGCUCUCCAUGGGCUCCAAUUACUCAUCGGACACCGAGUUGACCAGCAGCCUGAAUGGCCCCGAGCUGGCCAAGCUGGUGCAGCCGUUCACCCUGCUCGAGGAGGAGUUCCAGCUGGAGCAAACGUUGAGUCAGCCCAAGCUAAUCAUACCGGGCAAUAAUUACGAGAACAUUGAGUUCAAGACGGAGAAAGUCAAUGACUAUGAAAAUGUGGAGCUGAAGAGUCCGCUGAGCACGCCAACGCCUAAGCCGCGCGUGCUGCUGGCUACUGUGGAGCCCAAGAAGCGUUCCAUUAUACCGAUGCCACGUAAGAUCGCCACGCCCAGCAAGCUGCCCAUCGAGGUGGCGCCGCCUCGUAUACCCACAGACACACCCACAACGCCCACCACUGAGCCGGUCAAGGAGAUCAAAAAGGAGCAAACGAAGAUACCCAAGGCCAAGCACGUGAGUUCCAUAGUCAGUCCGGGCUUCUCACGCGCCAAGACCGAGGGCGAGAUCAGGCUGCAUCUGCAGCCCGCUAAGCAACAGUCGCCGCAGCUCAAAUCACGCAUACCCAUUGUCACAACACCCGUGCAGAACAAAUCCCCGCCAGCUAACAAAUCGAUGACAACAUCAAUGAUUGCCCUGUCGCCGACAUCGCCGCUGGCUGUCAACUCCAACAUUCCUCGCCUGUUGCAGAAGCAAAAGUCGGAAACAGAUCUGAAGCUCGGCUUCUAUCGCAGCAAGUCCAAGGACCUGAGUCCCGGCCCAGGACAUCUGCGUGCCCCAUUGCAGCGGGCCAACUCUGCAGAAGCGCCAGCACGCACAACACCUGAGCGCACGUUCAUACCUGUUCUGCUCAACAGUGGCACGAGGAGCAGCUCCAACUCCACAGAGUCGCUGAGCUCCAUCUGCAGCAAUGGCAGCAAUGGUCGUUCCCCGAAGGGACCCAAGCCGAAGCCUCCCGAGCGCGUGCAGUCGCUACAGAAGACGCAAAUCCCCAAGUUGCAGUCGCUGCCAACGACGCCGCCGCAGCAGCAGCCGAAGCUGAGCAUGCAGACCUUUAGGCAGUCCACGACCGGCACACCGCCUGCCACGCCCAUGAACACACCAUCACCCACGAGCAAUCGUGAGAUACGCUUCAAGAUCCAAACGUACGAGAGCAAGACUCAGGAUGAGGACAAGCUGCCCAGUCUGUUCGAUCUGGUGCACAAGCAGGAGGCAGCCGAAAAGCCGGACACAUCGCCUAAGCCUCAACGUGAUAUUGCAGCUCUCUUGGCAGCAGCAGCUGCCGAGGCGGAUGAUCUCGCUAGGGAAUCGCCGCCGCCCUUAAUCGUGGGCAAGUGCACAAAAAUUGUGGACGACACUCAAAGCACAACAUGCUAUUCAAGCUCCAGCAGCGACGAGGAUGAUGGCGAGCAGGAUGACGUAGAUGCCGCUGAGCGCGAGUAUAUCUGUGAAGAUGGCGAGAAACUGGGUCCACCGGAACUGAUCAAUGGACCAGGACCCUCCGAGGCAUACUUCAAUAUGUACUGGCAUUCGAAUAUGUUGCCCACCAUUGGAGAGGUGGAGGAAGAGUUCUCCUCGCUGGAGCCGCAAUCCUUGACAAAUGGCCAUCCGAGUGCGAUUGCCGAGGAGCUAAAGAAGUUGCCGCAUUACGUAGCGCCAGAAAAGGCAACUGCCAAAAUGGAAGCCCAAGUGGAGCAGACGCAAGUGGAGCUGGGUGAAGUCCAAAACAAUGAUAAGAUUGCUGUGCAUGAGAAAGCAGCGGACGAUAAGGCCACCGAGCAGUUUGUGGAAAGUAGCACCGCUAGCACCGCUAAGACCACAACCAGCAGCACGGAGGAAACCAGCGAAAGCCUCAGCAGCAGCAGCAGCAGCCAGAAGAGCUCCAGCAAGACCCAACGCACAAUAACCACCAAAGUGGUAACCACCAAGAAGACUAGCAGCACCACAAGCAGCAGUAGCCUAAGCUCGUCCAGCACCGCCAAUGUCUUUACGACUCCCCUGGCGGACAUUUCCUUCAAGCUGCAGCCCUACGAGGAGCGGGAGGAGACGCAGCCGGCUAUAACGACAACCGUACACGAAGAACGUCGCGUGGUUAGCGAACAGCAAACGCUGAGCGAGCUGAGGACCAAGGAUGCACUGACUGGCGAGGAGCAGCUGUUGACUAGCGCCGAGUCGAAGUCGAGUAGUGCGCGCUUCAAGAAAAUCAGCAGCAACGACAAUCUGCUCGACCUGGCCGAUGUCGAGCAGCUGCAGCCGUUGACUGCCACCGUCUCGGCGGAGACGUGUCUAAAGGAGCGCCUGGACAAUCCACAGGAUAAACAGAGUAUUGAAACGGGUAUUUUGACCUUAUCCGAAUGUGGCAAGCAGCUGCAGCUGUCCGAGAACGGCGGCAUCAGCAGCUAUAUCGAGUGCGAGCAGACCGAGCAGCAAACCUACUUGGAGGGUCAGCAGCUGCUGAACGAUCUGCCCGUCGACACGGAGGCGCAGCCGACGCUCGAGCGUGAGUUCAGCGAGACUCUGACGGUCAGCAAGGAUGGCGAGAAGCAGGUGACCAAGCGGCUAGAGCAAAGCAAAGACACGCCCAGCAAGAAGGGCGCCAAGCUGCUGAAGAAGACGGACGAGGAGCGUCGCCUGGAGCAGGAGGCGCAGAAGAUCAUCGAGAGCUAUCAGAAAGUCAAGAAGGAGACGGAGAAGCUGUACAAUCUGCAGCUGGCUGAUGAUGAGCAGGGCUUUGACCUGAGCGCCUUUGAGCAGGUGGAGCCACAGGCCGAGCCAAAGGCUGAGCAGCUGACAGAGCCGCUGGUGGAGCAGCCAGUGGAGAGAGUGGAGCAGCAGCUAGAGGUGCAGGCGGCAGAGUCUGUGAAAAACCAGGCUGAACUGUUGGUGGAGCUUGCAGUGAAGCAGGAGACUAAGGCAUCAGUAGAGCAGUUGGUUGAUGCAUCAGCUGCCAAGCUGCAGGUUGAAAUCCCAGUUGUUAAAGAGAUCAAGACUACAGUGGAGCAACAAGUCAAGAGUCCUGUUCAGCAGUUAGUCGAGAUUCCUGUCGAGCUUCCUUUGGAGCAGCAGAUUGCAGCUGAGAGGCAAUGCAAAGCUCCUGUCGAGCAGCCAGCCAAGACAACAGUCGAGCAGCAAGUUGAGACUUCCAUUGAGCAGCCAGCCAAGACUACAGUCGAGCUACAAGUCAAGAUUCCUGUCGAGCAGCAAGUCAAGGUUGCAGCCGAGAGGCAAGUCAAGACUCCCAUUGAGAAGCAAGUCAAGUCUCCAGUUCAGACUCCCAACGAGCAGCCAAAGGAGCAGCCGAAGCUGAUCGAAACCAUAAAGCAACCACCUGCAGUUGAGGAUGAUCUGGGCUAUGUGCUGCAUAAGAACAUCAUCGAUGCACCAGCACCAAAGCCAGCAGCACUCCACAAAGCAGCGACGCCUAAGGUGGCGCCCAAGCCGGUGCCCGUGCCUGUGCCCAAGCCGAAGCCGCCAGUGCCCAGCAGCAAGCCCAAGAUGACGCCGGCUGUGGUGAAGCCCAAGACGGCGCCACCGCCAGUGCCCAGCAAGCGGAGUGAAGUGGGUUUGAGUGCUAAGCCAAAGCCGACACAGCGACGCAGCAGCCUCGAGCCGCCGCCCAAGCCGUUAGAGCGCAUCAUUGUGGGCGUGGAGCAGGCGAAGCAGAGCAGCUCAAUUAUCAAUUUGGCCAGCGUGGAUUUGCCCAAUGAGCCGCCCAAGGCUGUCAACGAGAAUCUGGUCGCCCAAGCUGUUGACCUGCUGCACGAUGAUCUGCACUUUGAGAGCCAUCAACUGCCGAAUGCAGAGAAGCAGCGCGAGGUUGUGGGUCAAAGUGGGGAAUCCCUGACUGAGCCCACUGGCGGCAAUGUGCUCAGUGCCAGCUCAUCGAUGACAUCAACAGCAUCGUCAUCGUCGUCGUCGGUUGCCACGCCCAUAACAACGCCAAUUUUGGUAUCGGCGACGUCAUCGCUAGAUUCGGUUAAAAGUGUCAUUGAGGUCAUCAAUGGGCAUGCCAGCGACAGGGACGAGCACAACGAGAGCAGCGACAAUAGACCAAAUGGAGACAACGCACAGCAUGUGGAGAACGAUGUGUCAACAACGUUGACGCUCGAUAGUGAACACGAAACAGAUCUUGGUACCCUUAACAACCACAACCACAACAACAGCAUCGGCACAGUUAACAUCACAGUAGCAGCAGCAGCAGGAGCAGGAGCAACUGGCAGCAAGAAGCCUCUACUAGCCACAGCGAGCGCGACUAAAACUUCCACUUCCACAUUGACUUCGACGGCCUCGUCCGCAUCCAAUUCGUGCCCAACGCUCGGCCCAAGCUUGCAGCCCAAGCAUAACAACAACAACAAAAUGGAGCUGCUGAGCAGCCCAGCAAUAGCAGCAACAACCACAACAACAACAGCAACAGCCACGAAGCAGCUGCUGGUGCAGGACUACCUGAGCUACGCAUCCCCACCGACCUAUUCCCGACUGCCGCCCGAUGGCCACGAGUUUCCGCCCAACUUCAGUGAGCCGCUCAUAAUGCAUCCCAAGCUGAGCUUCGAGCACAACAACAACAACAACAGCAGCAGCUGCAACAAAUUGGACGCUGCACCACCGCUACCCAAGACGGGACCGCCUCCAACCGUGCCGCGUAAGAUGUAUCGCCAGGAUUUGGUCAUCAAUAUGGAGGAUGCGCGUCCGACAGCACGCGCCACAGAGAGUGCGGCCACAGCGCCAUCUGGCGGCAGUGGCGUGCGCGACUAUCAACGUUCCUUGAGCGCCAGUGCGCCGCGCAAGCCCAGCGAUUGGCGCAAAGACGAAAAGUCCGAGAAAUCGGUGCGCGACAAAAUAGCCAUGUUCUCAUCCAGCAACGAACUGGACGCCAUUGCGCCAGCUCCAGCCACAGCCAGCUCCAGUUCCACUUUCUCUCGCAAGCCACUGAACAUGAGCAGCGAGAAUCUGCUGGAGGCGGCCUCCUCGACCCCAGCGCCUUCCCUGAAGACGCGCGCCAUGAGCGUGGAGAACCUGAACGAUGCACAGCGUCAGUACCAGUUGGCCAAGCAGCUGCCGCAGCUGCAUGUGGCCGACUCCAUGUACUCGCUGCACACGCUGAGCACGCCGAGCAACGGCAGCAGCAGCAUCGGCGGCGGCGGCGGCAGCAACAGCAGCAGCAGCAGCUACAACUACAACUACAGCUAUGCCUCCUUGCCACGUCGCACGCAUGGCGGCAGCAGCAGCAGCAUCACCUCCUCGGCUAUGGAGCGUCGCAUCAGUUUCUCGGGCGAGGGCGAUGCGGCCACGCGGAAGGCGGCCAUUACCAACAUAUUGGAGCAGCGGCGUCGCAGCUUGUCCAAGCUGCGCGGCCUAGUCAUACCGGAGCGGCCGCAGCUGCUGGAGCCCAUACUGGAUCUGCCCGAGAUCAAGAGUCAGGUGAAGGCGGCGAGUGGCGAGGACUCGACGGACAGCGGCCUGGGCGAGAUGCGUCCGCUGAGGCAGGCCAGCAACAGCACCAUCAGCAGCAGCAACAUUAACGCCAGCAACAUUAGCAACAGCAACAUGAAUGGCAGCAGCUAUCGCAGCUUCCUUACGGCCACACAGCGUCGUCCCUUGGAGACACAGCUCUCGCAGCCGCCUGCCAAGCCGCCCAGGACAUCGCUAGCUUGCACUUUGAGCGUGCCCAGCCGGCCAACCCCGCAACAGCAACAACAGCAACAGCAACAGCAGCAGCAACAGCAACAGUUGCCGCUGCAACAGAGCUUCCUCGCCGAUCAGGAGAGCGACACCGAUUCCGUGUUCUCCAAUACGGCACGCGUGCCCACGCCACCGGAGAAGUUCGCGCUGACACGCACGCUCAGCUCGGAGACAAACACCUCGAUAGCCAGCUCCAACACCUCCACCUUGACGUCGGGCUCGUCGGCCGGCUCGCAGGCCAGCUGCAGCUCGCUGGGCAGCACGCCCACCGUGGAUCUCACCCGGCGCGUGCUCAAGUGCCAGCUGAAUGGCAGCGCCAAUGCCAAUGGCAAUGGCAACGAUGCCAAUGCCAGUGCCAACAGCAAUCGCAAGAGCAUCCUGGCCUCGGCCAAGUGCCGCAGCGCCAAGAGUCGCGGACAGGAGAACUUCAAUGAUAACGACAACGACAGCACCGAUGGUGAGGCCUGCGUCCUGAACGGGCGUCGGCUCAAGUCUAACUACAAGCAACAGCAGCAGCAGCAGCAGCAACAGCAGCUGGCCAAGCAGCUGGUGGUGGACAAGCUGAUCAAUGUGGCUGCCUAUGUGGAGCUCACCUCGGAUACGGACGACAGCAGCCGGCGCUCGGAUACGCCGGCCAAGAUCAGUGCCAUGUUCAUCGAUGAGGAGCGCAAGGCCAGCUUCAAGGCCGAUCCCGUGCAGCAGGCCAAGCUGCGCGUGGUGCAGGCCAAGCCUGUGAUUUGCCCCAUGCCGCAGCGCACGCAGACGCCAAAGCUGGGCCUGGGCAGUGCCAGCAAGUCGCAGACGACGGCUGAGCUGCGCGAGAAAUUUGAGCGCAGCGCGGCGGCGGCUGCAGCAGCGGCCACGCCCCCAGUUCCAUUGCCCGUGCACAAGGCAAUCACGAGCGUUGCCCUGGCCAACGCUAAGCCGCACCAUGAGCGCUUCAGCUCGCUGGAUUCGCUGGCCUCCAGCUCCUCGGGCGUCAGCUCGACCACACAGAACGUGAGCACCACCCAGGAGACGGCCACGGAGUUCGGCAGCUUCUCAUCGUUGGGCAGCAAUCAGAGCUUGAUCACGGCACAAGAUGUGCAGCAGAUUGUCGAGGAGGCCGAUCCGCCACUGAAGACACCGGAAGCCUUCAUCAUAGUCCUGCAGCGGGAUACGCCAGAGAGCAGCAUUGGCAUCACACUAGCCGGUGGCUCCGACUAUGAGGCUAAGGAAAUAACCAUUCACAAAAUAUUGAGCAACACGCCCGCUGCCAAGGACGGACGCCUGAAGAAGGGCGAUCGCAUCUUGGCCGUCAAUGGCAUGAGCAUGCGAGGCCUAACACAUCGUGAAUCGAUCAGCGUGCUCAAGACACCUCGUCCCGAAGUCGUCGUCGUGGCCACGCGCUCCGAAUCGCUGAUCAUCAAGCCCCUGAAUAAGAAACGCUCUUCGCUGGGCUCGCUCAGCUCACUGAAUGAGAAGCCGACUGAGCUGGACUAUGAGCGCAAACGCAACUACCACAAGGCAUCGCGAUCGCUCGACCUGGAUCUGGACAUCGUGUCCAAUGAGGGUGGCGCCAGCACCGUGCCCAGCACGCCGAGCACACCCAGCACGGGCACGAGCAGUCCGCAACAGCCGGCCAGUCUGCUGGACGAGGCGAGCAGCAACGAUGCAGAGUUGACCAUUGCGGGCAUUCGGGCAAGGCGUCAGCUCUCUCGCGGAGAUGCAGCCAAGCUGAGCACCAGUGAGCUGCUGGAGCGUGCAGCAGAGGCACGUAAUGCCAUUGCCGCGGAGAUACGUGCGCAGGCUAUUGCAGCUGAAGACGUGGCGUCUGGCGCUGGUGCGCGUUGCGUGGAAAUCAUCAAGGACAGCUGUGGACUGGGCUUCUCCAUUGAGGGCGGCUUCGACUCGCCGUUGGGCAAUCGUCCGUUGAUUGUCAAGAAGGUGUUCAUGGGUGGUGCCGCCCAGAAGACCAAUCAGGUGCGCAACGGCGACGAGAUCCUUAGCAUUAAUGGUGCCUCAACGGCGAGAAUGACGCGCGUCGAUGCCUGGAACUAUAUGAAGCAGCUGCCGCUGGGUCCGGUCAAAAUUACAUUGGCCUAGAUUCUAUAUACAGUGUAGCUUGAUAAUGAUAAUGCGCCACAAUUUUUUAAGUUUUAAGAGAGAGCGAAGAAAGAGGGAAGAGAGCAGGCGAGCUGCGACGUUUUGUUUCUGCAUUUAGAGAGCGAUCUAUAUACAUGUAAUCGUAAUCAUAUAUACAUCUCUAUAUAUAUAUAUUUAAAUAAUUUAAAGUGCAAUUGAUAUAACUUUUCUAAUUUGAAUUGGGGCUGCGUCCUCUAUUAAAUAUAUAUAUACAUAUAUACACUUA